This is a messenger RNA of Rotaria socialis, 439 nucleotides long. NCBI's taxonomy places the organism in Eukaryota, Metazoa, Rotifera, Eurotatoria, Philodinida, Philodinidae. The record is from the annotation of a GenBank genome assembly.
AUGAACAAUCGUACAUAUCCUCGAAAUGAUCAGUCAAAUACUAAUACGAAGAAAAACCGUUAUAAUGAUGAACCACCAUCAAGCGACAACGACAAAGCUAAUUCAAACGUUUAUCACGAUCAGUUUUCUAAUGUGGUUUUUCAUGGAAGAAUGCCACGAAGUAAAACGAUUCCUCCACCAAUACCCAGUAAUAUGCAACUGAUUAAUUCUCCAGCACCAUCGCCCCGUCGUCUUCGUUCAUCUGAUGGUUCUGAUGAUGAGUACGUCGAGGUCAACAAGAACAAGAAGAAAAAACGUAUACAAAAACAAACUGGACAACUUCAUCCUGAUCAAACUUACCCGAUUCUUGAUUUCAACCUGAACAACAACUGCAACACCACAACAGCUCCUCAUUCAUCAGUUCCAACACACAAAGUAACAUCCCCUGCUCAACCUGUUC